Symbiodinium sp. CCMP2456 is the source of this 933-nucleotide messenger RNA. Lineage: Eukaryota; Dinophyceae; Suessiales; Symbiodiniaceae. The record is from the annotation of a GenBank genome assembly.
AUGGUUGUGGUCGCGGUUGUGGUCGUGUUUGAAGUCGAGGAAACUGCGUGGAUCAAAGCCGUGAAGGAAUCCCUCAAGGAGCUUAAAGAAUGGUGCAACGAGAACUGCAAGCUAGGGAUCAUCUGGAACGCCACCGGACAGGCUGCGGCGGACUACUUCGCAGCAGCACCCUUGGGCUCCGGCGGCGCAGCGGCAGGAGCCGCCGCCCCGGCCCCGAAGAGCAAAGGCAAGGGCAAGGGCCCCGCCAUGCCCAAGGGCGGGCUGUCACCGAUGCCGGAGGAGGUCCGGGCCAAGCUCCGGGAGGGUGCCCCAGCGGCGAAAGCCCCUGCAGCAGGGGCGGGCAUGUCGGCAGUGUUCAGCGCCAUCGGCCAAUUCGAUACCGGCAACCUGAAGAAGGUCACUUCAGACAUGAAGACCAAGAACCAGCCCAAGGACGGAACGGGAACAGUGGUCGCGCCAAAGGCCGCCCCGGCGCCGGGCCCGUCCAAGGGCUUUAACCGGCGGGGUCCUCGUGGACCGCCCUCCAAGGAGCUUCAAAAGGAUGUGAACUGGAUGGUGGAGAACUACGACGGCGAGCGAAACCUCGUCAUGGAUGAUGUCAGCAUGCAACAGCUGGUUUGCAUCAUCAACUGUCGGAACACCACCGUCCACAUCAAGAACAAGGUCAAGUCUAUUUGCAUCGAUGGCUGCGAGAAAGUCAACGUCAUCUGCCAAGACGUGAUCUCUGCCGUGGAGCUGGUGAACAGCGACCGAUGUCAAAUGCAGGCCGUCGGCAAGGUUGUCGCCAUCGCCAUUGACAAGUGCGACGGCGUGAACGUCUUCCUCUCAAAGGAGUCUGUGGGUGCUGAGAUUACAGCCUCCAAGUCAUCGGAGAUGAAUGCCCGGAACUCGGUGGCGACCGCACCUGUUUCGCUGAGGGCAGGAUGCGAUUGA